GACUACUUCGUGCGAGGAGGUGGAGGAGUCGCGCAACCUGCGUCGCAACAAGUAUUUCCACGUCAACAAGUCGAAAUUGAGAUAAGUCCAGAAUGGAAACGUGAACUGCAGGAACAAGAAGAUCGACGACUACUUGGUAAGGGGUGGGGUACCAACCAAAAGCGAUUCCAUUUUCCCGAAGGGGAUAUGAUCGAGACGGUGCCAGAGCUGCGCGUGUCACGGUUUGUGGACUUUGUUCGGGUUCUCGGUCCAGAAAUCGACAAGAUGCUGACACCAGACCGGGAUUUUGACUACGAGAGUUUAUAUUCCGUCUAUGCGAUGGAGGACUACGCUUUGACGGCAGAAGAAUGCCACAUUUAAGGCUUCCACAAAUCCAUCUUCAAGGGCAUCCAGGAAACGUUUUUAGAGGGGAAACAGCUCUCAGGAUGCGCUUUAGGAUUGAUUCAGGGAAUGUCUAAGACAUACCCGACGUUCAUCACAUUUCACCACAUGCACAUAUUAGUAUUAGAAGGAGCUCUCGCCACAAAUCCAAGACUUCUACGAAAACGACCGCCAAACCACGUCACCCGAUCGAAACGAUGCAAAUGACAUAUCUACGUGCGGCUGUUGCUGUGGCGCUUGCGCACUUUGAUAAAGUCCCCUUUUGGGAGAUGACUGAGAAAGAGAAGCUGAGGCGAGACUUCAUACUCCAACAAGAGGAGAUGAGAGAAGUUUAUACCUCAACGACUGGAGAUGCGUUAAGGCUCUCACUAAUUCAUCCUGCAAGUGCAUCCUUGAAAAGUAUGAGGGAGUAUCUACCGGAGGGAACAAGUACUCGUCUCCCACACUACUUUUCAAGGAUGUACAUCAUCAAGGACGAAUAUCGGACAGCCCUAAAAAAUGAGGACGCUGCCACAAGAGCGAAGAUAAUGACUGAAGAGUGGAAGGCCGCUUUAGUCGAAGAGGUGUUGAACUUGAUCAAGAUGACUUACGACGCGUUUUCCUUGAAGCAAGUCGCGCCUCCGACGCCGUUGAUGAUGAACGCCGGGAAAACGUGGAACUUCGCAACUUGCUUUACUUAUGGGUGUAGCUGUAGGGAAUUCGAAUUCAUCAUCUGAAUGGUUCUGGUAUUUGGUAACCUGAAUUUGAUCCUAACAAGGGUUCUCUUCUUGUUUUCCCUUAGGAUCAAACUCAGGUUACCAAAUACCAGAACCAUUCACAUCCCCAAACAAAGCAUCUCUUAGAGAGAGAACAAGACACGUCGAGGGAAAAGAGGCCCAGAAGAUGAUCCCUGGGAUGAGUCUCCUACUCGCUCCUACGCAUUUUCUAAUUUACUCAGGG
This is a messenger RNA of Amoebophrya sp. A25, 1320 nucleotides long. Lineage: Eukaryota; Dinophyceae; Syndiniales; Amoebophryaceae. The record is from the annotation of a GenBank genome assembly.